This is a messenger RNA of Chara braunii, 1618 nucleotides long. NCBI's taxonomy places the organism in Eukaryota, Viridiplantae, Streptophyta, Charophyceae, Charales, Characeae. The record is from the annotation of a GenBank genome assembly.
AGAGAGAGAGAGAGAGAGAGAGAGAGAGAGAGAGAGAGAGAGAGAGAGAGAGAGAGAGAGAGAGAGAGAGAGAGAGAGAAAGGUAGUGAAUAGUUGUUCAGUUGAUAGGAAGAGGACGUUUAGACCGAGAUGGCGAAGUUGAGAGUGGGAUCGGAAGCGAGCGGAGGAGGAGGGAAUGUAGGAGGAGGAGGGAAUGUAGGAGGAGGAGGGAAUGGAGGAGGUGCGAUGCAUCUUAAACGGAAGCAGCAGGAGCGGCGCGGGUUGUCUCUUUCGGUGAUCGCCGCGUUGAUUGUGCUCUCUUUGCAGCUUGGCUAUGGCGGACAAACGGUGACAGCCAGCUCGCGUCGGCAUAAUCGAGACCGCCGCUAUUUGGCAGCGGGGGGAGCUUUGACCGCCGAGCAACGAUUGGAGAAGGCAUUGAACGAGUCCUUAGAGCGCGCCGUAGUUCUGCAGCUGACAGAGGAUGUGGUGCUGACUAAAGCGCUGACGCAAUUCUGGGGCCGCAUUCACAUCAAGGGCGCGUGCGCCGGGCGGAGGUGCGCGAUCGACGGCGCGCGCAAGUUCCCCAUCUUCGACAGCUUGCGCGUUGCUCCCGACUGUCACCUCACCUUGGAGAACGUCGUCGUGCAGAAUGCGAAGGGCGGCGCAGUCCGGGGGAAGUGCGACGUCAGGGCCAUCAAGACCCAUUUUCUUAAUAACGAUGGGGGCGCGAUCGGGAUCCAUCUCGGCCUCGCUCGGUGGGAUGUUGAGGGGUGUUUGUUCGAGGGCAAUUUCGCCUCCCACGGGGCGGCCAUCUACAGCUCGUCCAGCGGCGGCGGCAAAGUCGUUGACACCGUCUUUCGCAAGAACCGCGCCACUCAUGCAAACGGCGGCGCGGUGUACAUCGACGACCGCGGGUAUGAGACCCGACACUUCAGGGUCUUCGAUCGCGUGACCUUCGACUCAAAUACCGCCAAGGAGUCGGGCGGGGCGGUCUUCAUGACGGCUUUCAACUUCGACACGAGGACCAUCUUCUUCCUUGCUACCACUUUCAAGGGCAAUUCUGCAACUACGGGUUAUGGGGGCGCGGUGGCGUUCGAAAGCCUCGUGUAUGCUAGGUUCUGCAAAGGGAGCACCAUCGCGGGUGGAGGCAACAAGGCCGGCGCAGGCAAGGGAAACGAUCUCGCCCUUCUCAAAUCGCAAUACUACCCCUCACAUACCGUCGAGUUUUGCCCGAAUAUCCCGUCGGGACUCUCUCUCUACGUCACUCCCGAUCCCAACGUAAAUGUCACCGUCAAAGCCCAUUGCAAUGGCUGCACCCCUCCGUCCUCCUAAAUCGUCUCCUUCUUCGUUGUUGUCUUGUUACCUUUAUUCUAUUGAUUCAUCAAUUUAUUUAUUUUUUUUCGUCCUUUUUUUUUUUUUUAAUUUUGUCAAAAGCUAUGUUCUUCUCUCAAUUUCAGCUCACACUACCUACCUACCUACCACUACUCCUAAUUAAUUGUAGGCAUACGGGGAACCCCGUUGCCAGCCAGAACCGUGUUCACGAGAGAACAUUAUUCUGCUCUCCUUAUUUAUUCAAAACCUUAUGUUAUAUUAUAUAUAUAUUAUAUAUUCGCAAUAAUAAAUUCCUCCCUCUUCA